Messenger RNA from Alosa sapidissima (American shad), 1800 nucleotides. Its product is annotated as CUGBP Elav-like family member 5. Gene Ontology annotation, cellular component: ribonucleoprotein complex; cytoplasm; nucleus. NCBI's taxonomy places the organism in Eukaryota, Metazoa, Chordata, Actinopteri, Clupeiformes, Clupeidae. Gene Ontology annotation, molecular function: mRNA binding. The coding region runs from base 124 to 1701 and encodes 525 amino acids. The transcript has 12 exons. Gene Ontology annotation, biological process: mRNA splice site recognition; regulation of alternative mRNA splicing, via spliceosome. The record is from RefSeq and is a predicted model, not a curated record.
UAGAAAGUGAGCUUGAGCCUGGCUUUCCAGCUGAGUGCCUGCUCCCUCGGCGUGUGCGUGCGUGACGUGUGUGUCUGUUUGUGUGCUCAGUGUGUGCCCCGGCUGCUGUGCGCCCUGCUUAGAAUGGCCAGAUUCACCCAGACUGAAGAGCGAAGGCAGCAGCAGCAGCAAUCACAACCACCGCCUCAGCAGCCGCCCCAUCCCCACCACACGAGCCAACCUUUCAGCGGAGCCGAGGCGGCAGUGGCAGCGGCACCGACCCAGCCUCCCGCCCCUCUCCUCCCUCACCAGCACGCGCACGUCCCAUUCGCCAAACCUAUGAGCGUCUCGGAACCGAUCUCUGUAUACCCCGGGAACGGCACCAUGAAAGACCAGGACGCUAUCAAGCUCUUUAUCGGACAGAUACCGCGGAACCUGGAAGAGAAAGAUCUGAAGCCUCUUUUCGAGCAGUUUGGGAAAAUUCACGAAUUGACGGUGCUGAAAGAUCGCUACACAGGCAUGCAUAAAGGCUGUGCGUUCCUCACAUACUGUGCCCGUGACUCAGCCAUUAAAGCCCAGAAUGCAUUGCAUGAACAGAAGACGCUGCCAGGGAUGACGAGACCCAUUCAGGUGAAACCUGCUGACAGCGAGAGCCGGGGAGAGGACAGGAAGCUGUUUGUGGGGAUGCUCAAUAAGCAGCAGACAGAGGAGGAUGUGUAUCGCCUUUUCGAGCCCUAUGGAGUCAUUGAGGAGUGUACUGUCUUGAGAGGUCCUGAUGGAAACAGCAAAGGUUGUGCGUUUGUGAAAUACUCUACACAUACAGAAGCCCAGGCAGCAAUCAGUGCCCUUCACGGGAGCCAGACCAUGCCUGGAGCGUCGUCCAGUCUGGUGGUGAAGUUUGCGGACACGGAUAAGGAGCGCACCAUCCGCCGCAUGCAGCAGAUGGUUGGACACUUCGGCAUCUUCAACCCCUCAGUGGCGCUGCCCUUUACUACCUACAGCACAUACACACACGCCUUGAUGCAGCAGCAGGCGGCCAUCAUGGCGGCGUCUCAGGGAGGCUACCUGACUCCUAGCAUGCCUUUCCCCGCCACCACACAGAUCCACCAACUGGGGGCGGUCACAAUGAACGGCCUAUCUCAUACCUCAGGCCUGAGUUCCCCGCCGGCAAGCCUCCACCCUUCCGCGGCGGUGGCCAGCCUGGUGACGCCCAUGGUGAACGGCUACACGGGAGUCCCCCCCCAGCCCAGCGGGCACCCAGCCAUGGAGGCAAUGUACGCCAACGGCCUGCCCCCCUACUCCACACACAGCCCCACUGCAGCCGAUACACUCCAGCAGGCCUUCACUGGGGUGCAGCAGUACACAGCCAUCUACCCCUCUACCACACUGACCCCUGUUGGUCAGACGCUGCCACAGCAGGCUCAGCUAAUUCAGCAGCAGCAGAGAGAAGGACCAGAGGGCUGUAAUCUGUUCAUCUACCACCUGCCUCAGGAGUUUGGGGAUAACGAGCUCAUGCAGAUGUUCCUUCCCUUUGGCGCGGUCAUCUCCUCCAAGGUGUUUAUGGACAGAGCUACCAAUCAGAGCAAGUGCUUCGGCUUUGUGAGUUUUGAUAACCCAGGUAGUGCCCACGCUGCCAUCCAGGCCAUGAAUGGCUUCCAGAUUGGCAUGAAGAGGCUCAAGGUGCAGCUGAAGCGACCCAAGGAUGCCAACCGCCCCUACUGACCACCCCAGAUACCCCUGAUGCUCCCGCACGCCCCCACAGCACAGGUUCUCUUUGGAGGAUUGUUGACUUCUUGAAGGACAAAAACUUUUUUCUUGAAA